AUGACGGCGGUACCUUCGAAUGGCGGCUCGCUGGCUGCAACGGGGGCUGGCGAUGUCGCGCAGAUCUCGGUCGGGCAGAGGAUGAUGUCUGCGACUUGGGGGAGCAUCCUUACGUCCCUUCUAGUAACUCCUCUUGACGUCGUGCGAGUCCGUCUACAGUCACAGACAGCCCCUAUCAACAACACUUCUAAAUUCACUGCACACACCACACACGCAUUCAAAGAGCUGCCAGCAGAUCUCGGGGUAACGGCAUGCUGUCGUGAAGUAUUCUGGGUUGGAAACACACCCGAGAUGUGCCUCGUCGGAAACGGCGCUGUCACGCGAACUUCAUCUUCAGUUAUUGACUGUGCGGUCGAGGAAACCCGACAGCGGAACUUCAACUCCACAUUUGACGCAUUACGAAAAAUCGCCCGGAAUGAAGGCGUCUGGACGCUUUGGCGGGGUCUCAGCCCAACACUUCUCAUGGCUAUACCAGGAAACGUGAUUUAUCUAUCGGGAUAUGAAUGGCUGCGGGGGGAUCCUCGUAGUCCUCUCCCGCGCGUUUUUGGCGAAAACUACGCGCCGCUAGUUGCCGGUAGUAUUGCCAGAAUUGCAGCGGCCUCUGCAAUCAGUCCAGUUGAGAUGUUCCGCACUCGACUCCAGGCAACACCAGGCACCGGAACAGGCCACUUCCGCGCUACGCUGGAGAGCCUCCACCAGAUGACGGCUUUACACGGAUACAGUUCCUUAUGGCGCGGUUUCACACUGACCAUGUGGCGCGACGUCCCCUUCUCAGGCCUAUAUUGGUGGGGAUACGAAGCUAUGCGGAACGUACUCACAGACGUGCGAGAGAUGGGAAGCCAUGCGCGCGUGGAACGACGAAGCCGGCGCUCCUCCCAAUCCCAUCAGAGCUCUACCACCACUUUCAUUGACAGUUUCAUCGCAGGCUCUGUGUCCGGCGCGGCGGCGGCGCUGGUGACCACCCCGUUUGACGUGGGCAAGACUCGACAGCAAGUCUUCCGACAUAGCGCCGACGAGAUUGCCAUACCUGCAGCCGCCAAAUCAGCAACAAUACCUGAGCUGCGACCGGAACAGCUCUCCAUGCCACGAUUUCUGUUGCACAUUUUCCGGCAUGAAGGGCCGGCAGGGUUGUUCAAGGGCUGGGUAGCGCGGUGCAUGAAGGUUGCGCCGGGCUGCGCGAUCAUGAUUUCCAGUUAUGAGAUUGGAAAGAAGAUGGCGCAGGGAGUGAAUAGUCGGAAAAUUGCCGAGGGAGACCGGAUAUAA
Talaromyces proteolyticus is the source of this 1263-nucleotide messenger RNA. Its product is annotated as putative mitochondrial carrier protein. Gene Ontology annotation, biological process: mitochondrial transmembrane transport. NCBI's taxonomy places the organism in Eukaryota, Fungi, Ascomycota, Eurotiomycetes, Eurotiales, Trichocomaceae. The record is from RefSeq and is a predicted model, not a curated record. Bases 1 to 1263 code for a protein of 420 amino acids. The transcript is spliced from 2 exons.